AGCUACUCUGUUCACCCCCUUCACUUCCACAUGACGCCAUUUACAGCAUAACCCGACCUCCUCUCCGGAAAGAAGAAAAAAACAAGAGCAGGAAAAACUUGAAAGCUCUACAGUGUGUGCCGUGCAGCCAAACAUUCAACUUGCGCAACAUUUCUUCAUGAGAAACUAUUCAGCCUUUUUUAUGAACUCGGCUGAUUUUGUUGGAUUCUGGAACUUUUUUUUUUUUUUUUUGGCAAAAUAAGCGGUUAAUGUUGCCAAAGUUAAACCGUUGGUGGUGCUUUACAUUACGUUCUACUUGGAAUACAUUUCCGCCGUUGUUGUUUCGCGCGAGUUAAGCGGAGAAAAAACACGCUACUACGGGGACUCGCGAGCGUUUGCGAUCAUCGGGAUUUUUGUGAAUGAAUCUCCCAAUGAACUGAGGACUAACCAAAGAGAAAUUCCUACUAGUAGGAUAUACUCUUCACAACACAAAUAGGGGGUUGAGGUGGUGAGAUCACGGACUUCAGAUGUGUUCAAUGCCAGCUGGAGGGUUCUCACUUCAGAGUAAAGAUGGAGACGAGAGCUCAAAAUGGCAGCAGCGGCUCCCCCGGGUUGCUGCGAGCUUUGCGUGACACUGGCAGACCCCAGGCUGGGGACCCGGAGCCUUGGGAUGGUCAGGUGCUCUCCCUGGACCAGAUCAGAACCAUCCGAAGCAGCAAUGAGUACACGGAGGGCCCAACAGUGGCACCUCGGCCGCUGGCCUCCCAGCAAAAAAUGGACUCGAAACCUUCUAGCCCGACAUCCACCACCUCCAAUGAGCUCUCAGAGCACAGAAGCUCCCCGAGGGCACAACGAGUUUCUCAUACUCCUCAACAACCCCCUCAGUUGCCGAGGAGCACCAUAAGCAGAUCCACCAGUGCCACCAGCGAUGGUUCGCGCAGCAGCGCGAGGGCCAGUACGGGCAGCACCUCGUCGAAGCAAAGACUUUUGGCGAAUACAGGUGGGACAGGUGAUCGGAUUGUGAGGGUGCAACCUAAAGGUUCAGACCUGAAACAAGACAACCUCAAGCCCCUUGCCGUGCCCGGAGUGAAGGAAGACGAUAAGAAACACUCAGAUCGGUGCACUGACUGCAGUCGCUGCAAGUGCGAAAGGUGUUCCUACCCUCGGACUUUGCCUUCUUGUUGGAUGUGUGGUCGCAGGUGCCUUUGCUCCGCAACGACAACGAUGGACUACGUCACCUGCGUUUGUUGCGUCAAGGGCCUUUUCUACCACUGCUCGAGUGACGACGAGGAUGUGUGCGCAGACAAACCUUUCUCUUGCAGCCAGUCGCAUUGUUGUUUGCGCUGGUCGGCCAUAAGUGUCCUGGCACUGUUCUUGCCCUGCCUCCUUUGCUACCUUCCAGCAAAGGGUUGUGUGGCGCUGUGUCAGACAUGCUACGACUGCACCAAUCGACCAGGCUGUCACUGCAAGAACAAAGGAGUUGACAUAUAAAGGAAACUUGAUUCACAGAGUAGCACUGCGUAGAUAACCUUAUCUGGAUGAUCCCGACGCACCUAGGGCGGUGGAAAUAUUCGCAAAUUGUUGUAGUUUUGGCACUGUAGACGAAGAGGGGACAUUGGAUUGGCAAAAACUGGUUUGAAGUGGUUUGUUUGUUUGUUUGUUUUGCUUUUCUCUUAAACUCUUUCUUUCACACUUUAAGAAGGGGAAAUGUGUCACAACAACUUUCCCGUUCUUUUCAUUUUAAACUGAAUUCCAGAAAGUUAGCCCUAUUGGCAUUCAGUAAUAUGUCUGAUAAAGGUGACAGACUCUAACUAACUGUUCGUGAAUAGUAUCUGCAAAAUAUGUAAAUUAGCAAAUGAGCUCUGUUUCUGAGAGAUUUUAUUUUUGUACAUAUAUUUCAACUGUGAAAGCAUUGUGCCAAACCAGAGGCACCUUGAGAGAUCCAUAUAUAUGAUGCAUAUAUAAAACUUGUAUAGUGUUGUACAUUCGUUUUGAAUGUACGUCAAUCACUUUUUUGAUAUUUUGCCUUAUAGAAGAGAAACCUUACAUGAAUUAUUCCUACAGCUAUACUUGUAAAUUGUACAGUGACCCUAAGAAAAACUUUAUUUUCUAAUUUCAAAAAUAAUGUUUAGUGUAAAAAUAUUUAUUUGAAGUUUUAUUAUUUUAUAAAGUAAUAUUUAUUUUGAGAAGCAUCUUUAUAGACAUCACCCCAACUUUGAGACAAAAACUUCUGCUGUUGCUGCAAAAAAAAGGGUGACGGUUGUCAAAUCUGAUGCAUAUGUUCGCUAUAAAAUAGAAAAUAUAUUAACGUUUUGAAAUUAAACAGUGCAUUUGCUGUGUUCUUUCUGUCCCACUGUUGAACUUGUUUUUAGCGUUUGAGCGCAAAGACCCGUUUUAGAAAGUCUAGCGUAUUUUUUUCAGUCCCCUUUGUUUACCCGAUGGAUCUUCUGUCAGUGUAGCAUUUCACUUUGGGUUUAUGAUGACACGAUGAUGUUCAAACCGAGCUAUGCUUCGGUUUCGAGGUCAUCUGUAAAUAAGCCUUUGAAAGUGAUAGUGUAUGAUGGCAAAUUAGGUGACUUCAAGAACACACUGCUCAAAAUUGAGAUUUUCUGUCAAUGUUAUCUCCAUGCACAAGGAGACUUUUCAAAAGAGAAGUUUAAUAAAGGAGACUAUAAAUGCACACCAAUCUAAAACUUGGGAAUAUCAGGGAAUUUUAAAGUCAUAGAUGUGUCUAUACAUACUAAAAGGUUUUUUUCGUUAUUCGCUAUUUGUGGGUGCAAUAACUUGACAAUUAUUUUAAAAAAUCCUUAUCCAGUAAUUACAACUGGAAAAGUUUCAAAACUGGAUAUUGAUUGGAAAGUUGGGGAAUGCUGUCAAUAAUGUUAAUGUUUCUGUCACUGCCAUCCAGCAUCACAACGCUGAGAUAGGCACAUAGAAUCUGUCUUUGAAAACUACACAUUUGUAUUGGUUUCCUUUUAGCAACCAGGGGACUACAUGUCUUCAGAUCUUCAGUUAUGUAAUAGUCACAUUGAAAUUGUCAUAUCACAAAGAACAUGCAAUGAAAUAAAAAGCUCCAAGUUAUAA
This is a messenger RNA of Myxocyprinus asiaticus (Chinese sucker), 3063 nucleotides long. RefSeq names its product protein sprouty homolog 2-like. Gene Ontology annotation, cellular component: membrane; cytosol. The coding region runs from base 550 to 1470 and encodes 306 amino acids. Gene Ontology annotation, biological process: animal organ development; multicellular organism development; negative regulation of MAP kinase activity. The record is from RefSeq and is a predicted model, not a curated record. NCBI's taxonomy places the organism in Eukaryota, Metazoa, Chordata, Actinopteri, Cypriniformes, Catostomidae. The transcript has 2 exons.